Molecule: messenger RNA, 1197 nt
Organism: Pleurotus ostreatus (oyster mushroom)
Lineage: Eukaryota; Fungi; Basidiomycota; Agaricomycetes; Agaricales; Pleurotaceae
Exons: 4
Coding region: 1-1197 (398 amino acids)
Source: RefSeq, a predicted model, not a curated record
AUGGUCUGGGCAGGCGAGGAAUUCGGACCAUUCUCUCUAUGGCCACACUUACCUGACUGUCCUCGUAUAGCGGUCAUCUUGCCUUUCGUAGGCCUCUUCGCGGCAGUCAUUGUUGCGGCGACCCCCAGCAGUCAGCUUUGUACUCGUGAACAGAGCUUCACAGACAGCACGCCAGGGUGCAAGAAUACUGCCACCCCGCAUGUCUUUCAACCGGCCUUCUUGAACGUCUCCAAGUGGAUCUGGACUGGCGAGAACCCAACCCCGGGUGGCAAUAACAUCAUCAGCACCCGUCCUUUGAGGAAGAAUAUCACGACUCCUUGCGACAAAUGCGCGAUCUGUGCUACCAUCGUCGUAGCUUCCGAUGACGCACAUACGUUCUAUGUCAACGGUGUCCGCAUCGGCGCUGGUGGAGAUUUCAAACAGGGCCAGGCCUUGUUCGUGGCAUUACAGCCUUCUUGGAACCUCUUCGCGGUCGCUGGUCAGAAUACCAUCGCCAAUAGUCCAGCAGGCGUUAUGGCAACAAUUCUAAUCCAUUACACGGAUGGCACAAGUGCAACCUUCAUUACCGACGAGUCGUGGAGAACUCUCGAAGCCGCGCCCCCUACGAAUUUCCAACUCGCCUCGACGGACGAUAGCAGCUGGGCCUUCGCUGCUAUACAAGGGACCUUUGAGAACUCAGUUUGGGGACAGCCCACCCUACCGCCUGUCCUUCCCCUCAGUGGCUCGAAGUGGAUAUGGACCUCCAACACUGCGAACACCGGCGCUGCCGUUGCAUCGUGUGCUUUCAGAAAGACUAUCAAUCAAUGCGCUAAAGUCGCGGUAUGCGCAACUGUACUGAUCUUUGCUGAUGAUCAUUAUACAUUAUACGUCAACGGAGCCUCGGUUGGAUCGGGUUCUUUCGCCGGUGGAGCCGCUAUUGCCUAUACCAUUCCCAAUCUUCUGCCCACCUUGAACACCUUUGCCAUCAACGCCACGAACGAUGUCGGCUCCGCGGGUCUCGUCGCCACUAUUCUGGUCACAUACCAGGAUGGCUCAAACGAAACGGUCGUCACGGAUGGCAGCUGGAAGGCCACUCUGACGGUUCCGCAAGGGUUUGAGUCCCCUACAUUCGACGACUCCGAUUGGCCGAAUGCUAAUGUUGUUGGUGCUUACGGAAUUGCGCCCUGGGGUACUGGGCUGGCUAUCCCCAGCGCGUAG